AUGUCUUGGCUCGCGAUCGGCCCAAGCCGUGUGGAAGGAAAAGGCCUCCAAACCGGGUUGGCCUGGGGCCUGACUGCAUGUGAGGAGCUGCUGAAGGAGGACGGUGGUAUGAGCUUCCAUUUGGGUUUAUGUGGAGAUCUUCGGCCCUUGACGCAGGUGCUGCAGCGUGUGGAGCUGCUCGAGCCGCGAUGGCUGCAGAAACGUCGCGAGAUCUUGGCCUACUUCACAGCGAGGGAGAGUGCCACGCGGCACCGGAUCUUUGACUUUCGCAUGGUGGGCAGCGGAACGUUCGAGGUUCGAAAAUACUCCUCCACGAUGGCCCUCUUGCGGAAGGUCUUGGAGCGGAAGGGCUUGGAGCUGAUCCCUCGCGAUGGCCCGCCGGUGAGCGAAAUGGAAGCGCUCAUGGAGUGGCUCUUCGGCCGUGGGCAGCUGUGGGAAGCCUGUCCAGAGAUGUAUUGGUGCCGCGACAUGGCGAUGCUCUUCAAGUUUCUGGGCACCAUGGAGCCGCGGAGCACCGAGCUGCUGCGCAAGCGCCGGGACACCAACGAGUACCAGUUUUGGCGUUUGACCUUUGAUGGGGACAUGGCCAGCCGCCCGGGCUUUGGCUGGCGACAGGACGUCCCAGCGAUCCAUUGGGAGGUGCAAGGUGUUCGAGGAGCUGAUCAGGACAUCGCAGACCUCACGGCCAACGCCUUCGGACGGGAGUUGACGCUGGGAGAAGGCUUAGUGGUUCAAAGCCCUGCCGAUGUGGGGAAGCUCCUAGAACGGCCGAACUGCACGGAGGAAGACGUGCUGCAUGCGGCACGCUUACCGACCUUCGAGGAGACUUUGAGCCCUGAUGAAGCAGAGGCCUUGAUGAGCUUUCUGACCGUCCCCUACUUGCAGCUCCCUCUGGUGCUGGACUUCUUUGCGUCUCAGGACCGGGCGGCUUAUCUCUUCAACCCCGAGCUCCAGCGGCUUCUGAGAGCUGUGCUCUUCGAACCGAGAGCCUAUCAGGAAGGUGCCAGCAGCUGCAGCCGUGUGCCUGCACGAGGGCAGCUAGAUGGUGAAGAGGAAGCAGAGAAGCUCUUCGGGACGCCGCUAGGAUUGCUGCUGAGUGACCUUUGCUACUCCCCACAGUCAAUUCUGGAGCCACUGCUGAAAAUCUUACAGAAGGCCGAGGAGUUGGGCCAUUUGGGGGACGUGAAGAGCUCCGAAGCGCCCUUUCUGCUCUUCAUGCUCGAGCUGGCGAGCGAUAUCCUUCGCUUCGUGGACUAUGCGGCGCAGCUGGCGCAGCCGUCCGACGCCGCGCGCGACGUGUUGCGGGAGGCCGCCGUGGCGUUGAGAGACUUCACGACGAAGAGUCGUGGCACGUUGGCGCGCUGGAGUUCCAAGUCGAAGGACUUGCCCACGACCUGUGCCGUGCACGGCCCCUUUGGAAAGCACGAGAUCCCUUCGCAGCGUUUUCGAUCUGGGUUAAGGGCUUUGUGGCUGGCAUGGAGGGCAGAUGGCCAUUCCACCAUUCCAUCAGACAAGGUUUGGUUGUUCUACCGUCUCGCCCUUGCCGCCAAAACUGGAACUGGAGUGUUGGGUGAAUUUCUUUGCAAUUCCUUGCCUGUGCAGCCGCCGGUCAGAACUCGGCAACGAGAUGUUUUUCCCUUGGCCCCGCUUGGUGGUAGCAUGCUGAAGCCUGUAGACAUGACAAGUGGCAGGUGGAGCGUGCUCCUCCAAUUCAUCAACGUGGUCAUUGGCAUUCUGAACUGGUUGCACGGCAUAAAGCAGACAGUGCCGACUGGCAAGCACACGUUCGCUCAACAAGCAGUUUUGAAAAACAUCGUGGAUCGCACAGUGUGGACACUCACACGCCUGCAACAUGCGCAAGAUGGCUGGGAGCGGUUUGUGCCAGAUUUUGUGCCAGGUUUCACUGCAGGUACAACUUCUUUCCAAGACUUGGUUGCUGACAGGGUGGACAACUUGCAAGCGGCUGGCUUAUGCGAUCCUUUGCCCCACUUGCCAGCCCAUGUGCGGGCCAGCUUGGCAACACCUGAAGGAAUCCUUGACAACAGCGAUGAUUCUUUGCGUGUUUUUGAAUCUUUCUCCUUAAGGGUCAUCUUCACAGUUGAACAGGCUGUUGCGGAAGGUCGCUUCUCUGGCGAUGGCUGGAAAUCUUCAGCUGCAUUUUAUCUUUGUCCCCUCCAGCGAAAAUCCAGCGGAUUUCCCUUCGCGUGGCAAGAAGAGGCGAGCGCGAAAGUGAAGCAGCUCUAG
Messenger RNA from Durusdinium trenchii, 2244 nucleotides. Lineage: Eukaryota; Dinophyceae; Suessiales; Symbiodiniaceae. The record is from the annotation of a GenBank genome assembly.